CAAAAACCCUUUUUAACUUUCCAAAUUUCACUUCAUCCAACUCACAAGAGAGAGAGAGGCUAGCUACAGCAAAAGUAGGUAGAGAGAAGAGAGAGAAGCCCUACAAAACUAGAAGGGGGAAGAGACGAAGAUGAAGAAGUUCCAGCUUGGAUUUCGUUGUGCAUCAUUACUACUCUCUUCCUUCUAGUUUCAGACAGCAAAACAAGACAAAAAGUAAGGUCAACUUCAAGAUCUGAGAGCUCUUAGAUCCAUAAGUAGUCUCUUCUUUUUCUUGAUCUAGUUUCCACACCAUCGAAUCAUAGAAUAUGGAUCCAGUGCAAUCUCAUGGAUCACAAAGCUCACUCCCUCCUACUUUCCACUCAAGAGACUUUCAGUUACAUCUCCAACAACAACAACAGCAACAGGAGUUCUUCCUCCAUCACCACCAGCAACAAAGAAACCAAACCGACCAAGAUGAUCACCAAGGAGGAGGAGGACUAAACAGGCAAAUCAAGAUGGAUCGCGAAGAAACAAGCGACAACAUGGACAACAUGGCUAACAACAGUGGUAGCGAAGGUAAGGACAUGAACUUAGGAGAAGGAGGAAGCGGCGGCGGUUGCUCAGGAGGAGAUCAGAUGACGAGAAGACCAAGAGGAAGACCAGCUGGAUCCAAGAACAAACCAAAACCACCGAUUAUCAUCACGCGGGACAGCGCAAACGCGCUUCGAACCCACGUGAUGGAGAUCGGUGACGGCUGCGAUCUAGUCGAGAGCGUGGCGACUUUCGCACGGAGACGCCAACGCGGCGUUUGCGUUAUGAGCGGUACUGGAAACGUCAUGAACGUCACCAUACGUCAGCCUGGAUCCCCAUCUCCUGGCUCAGUCGUUAGCCUUCACGGAAGGUUCGAGAUUCUUUCCCUCUCUGGCUCUUUUCUCCCUCCUCCGGCUCCUCCUAACGCCACCGGAUUGAGCGUUUACCUCGCUGGAGGACAAGGACAGGUUGUUGGAGGAAGCGUGGUCGGUCCUUUGCUAUGUGCUGGUCCUGUGGUGGUUAUGGCCGCCUCUUUUAGCAAUGCGGCGUACGAGAGACUGCCGUUAGAAGAAGAUGAGAUGCAAACUCCGGUUCACGGUGGAGGAGGAGGAUCAAUGGAGCCGCCGCCGAUGAUGGGAGGACCAAUGCCACAUCAGCAACAAGCUAUGUCGGCUCAUCAAGGGUUACCACCUAAUCUUCUUGGUCCGGCUCAUCAAGGAUUACCACAACAUGAUAAUCAGUCUUAUUGGUCAACGGGACGACCACCCUAUUGAUCAUAUUACACAUUACUUUAUGGUCGUAGCUAAGUUAUAUGUAUAUUUAUAGCUAGCUAACGAAGAGUGAUCACGAGCUUAUGAACAAAUAAGACUACGAAUUUGGUCGAGGAUUAUGUGGUGGAUAAGGAUUCGAUCCAGCUUCACUAAGUCAACAUAUGAAUCAGGUUUUUUUUUUCUCUUAUUUUCUUUUUGGUUCGUUUGGUUGGUAGAUCUUUCUACGUUGAUUUGAGUAACAUUUUAGUUGUUUCUUGGUUUAUUUUGAUGAAUUUUCAUUUCUAGUUUGAAUUUGCUUCUGUGUUGUUGGUUCUAAGUUUGGCUUAUGAUGUUUUAUGAUGUUUUUUUGAUGUUUUUUCGAAUGUUCUUAUUGUUCUUUAAAUUUUUGUUUU
Messenger RNA from Brassica oleracea var. oleracea, 1672 nucleotides. Its product is annotated as AT-hook motif nuclear-localized protein 24-like. The record is from RefSeq and is a predicted model, not a curated record. The coding region runs from base 306 to 1283 and encodes 325 amino acids. The transcript has a single exon. Gene Ontology annotation, molecular function: DNA-binding transcription factor activity; minor groove of adenine-thymine-rich DNA binding. Gene Ontology annotation, biological process: vegetative to reproductive phase transition of meristem. Gene Ontology annotation, cellular component: nucleus. Lineage: Eukaryota; Viridiplantae; Streptophyta; Magnoliopsida; Brassicales; Brassicaceae.